AUGACCGACAACACCAACCCCGGAAACUUCGCCAACCGCCCCAAGGAAGAAGUGCAGGAGAUCGCCUCCAAGGGUGGUCAGGCCAGCCACAACAGCGGCUUCGCCAGCAUGGAUCCUGACAAGCAGCGCGAUAUCGCAUCCAAGGGUGGUCAGGCAUCGGGCGGUUCGUUCGAAAAGGGCAGCGAGCGCGCUGCCGAGGCGGGGCGCAAGGGCGGAUCAGCGACUGGCUCCUCUUAG
Messenger RNA from Cladophialophora bantiana CBS 173.52, 237 nucleotides. RefSeq names its product conidiation-specific protein 10. NCBI's taxonomy places the organism in Eukaryota, Fungi, Ascomycota, Eurotiomycetes, Chaetothyriales, Herpotrichiellaceae. The transcript is spliced from 2 exons. The record is from RefSeq and is a predicted model, not a curated record. The coding region runs from base 1 to 237 and encodes 78 amino acids.